Messenger RNA from Vanrija pseudolonga, 3347 nucleotides. It is a transcript of the gene SYMPK, whose product is annotated as Symplekin. NCBI's taxonomy places the organism in Eukaryota, Fungi, Basidiomycota, Tremellomycetes, Trichosporonales, Trichosporonaceae. The transcript has 6 exons. Gene Ontology annotation, cellular component: mRNA cleavage and polyadenylation specificity factor complex. Bases 41 to 3295 code for a protein of 1084 amino acids. The record is from RefSeq and is a predicted model, not a curated record.
UUCGAGCCUCAUCGUGCUCAAACACACCCAUCGGCACACAAUGUCCCUCUACGCUGACGAGGACAUUGACCUCUACGCCGGCGCCGGCGCCGGCGCGCCCUCGGCGCCCGCCGACCCGCUCCAGGCGCUCGCGCAGGCCCUGUCGUCCGAGGCAGAGACGCGCGCUCAGGCCGACGCUCUCGUCGCUGCCGGCAGCCGCUUCGAGGAGCACCCCGACAAGCUCCCAGACCUGUGCACCAAGAUCUUGCCAAUGGUCGUCGACGGCACCGACACGCUCCUCCGCGCCUGGACGCUCGAGAUGCUCGCGCUAGCUGUGGGCCGCGCCUCCCUUCGCGGAGAAGUCAAGCUCGAGGUUGCUCAGUCGUCGUUGAAGUCGCUCAACCAUCUGCUGCACGUCAGCUCGGUCGCGACGAUUCGUGCGGUUAUCCCAAUUCUGAGCACCGUCUACCCGAUGCUCUUCCGCUACCUCGCGACGGCCAACAUGUCCGCUUCGGGGCUGAACGACGAGUUCCAGAGUGCAAAGGCGCGAAUCCUGUCCUUCGUCCUCGACCCGCAUGCCAUGCCGCAGAGCGUGGGUAUCAAGGCGGCCGCUUGGAAGUUUGUCCAGAAAGUGUUGAUGGUCGGAGUUCGCGCCUCGGUGGACCCAAGGCUGGCAGCUCGCUCAACAGAUGUCAGCGUGGCGCUCAUCCAGCCUGGCUCGCCUCUGAACGCGGCCAAGGUCGAGGAAGAGGCGACUCAGCUCAAAACCGAGCUCGUGACGCAGCUCUACACGCAGAACGACCCGGCCGUCCUGCAUCCCAUUAUCAACACCUUCCCUCAGCUGGUGAAGACGCGUCCUGCACUCGCACCGCUCAUUGUCUCCUCGGUGACAUCGUGGACUCCAGCAGCGAUGGAAGAGGCUCGACGACCACCGAUGCAGAUUCACGCCGUGGAGAAGACGCUUCGUUCCGUUAUGGGCCACAUUGCAAAGUACCAGCCACUGGUUGGUUUCUCUGCUCAGUUGCACGAGGCACUCGCCAAGCAAAAGCACCGUAUGGAAUUGGCCUGGCAGGCGGACGCGGAAGCUCGACGUGCUCGCCGAGCCAGGAUAGCCUCCGGCGCCCACAAGCACCCUCUGGAGCCCGAGGCCGAGUCGAGUGCCGGACCAUCAAAACGCGCGCGCCUCGAGGUCAUGCCUGGUACAGGAGAUGGCCGGAGUGGCGCCCUGGUGGACGUGUCAAAGUUGCCUCUACCACCUGUGGUCGACGCGGUCAUGGCGGGUCUCGCUGCAGUGACAGACGAGUUCCUGAACCGCGCAUUCGAAAACGCAAGGCAGGCGAUCAUCAACGAGGACCCAGAGGCUAUCACUAUUCUGACGCAAUCCCUGUUCAAGGAGGGCGAGCUCAAGGUGGAGGACGACGAGGUCAUCAACCCACUGGACGUGGACUUGGAAGAUGACGAUGACUUUGUGCCGGAUCUGGAGCCCGAGGUCGAGGAGAAUGUCACGAUCGCCGACUUCCGCUUGCCUCCACCGGAGCCAUUGCCAGUGGACGAAAAGAACGGCAUAGUGGACGUUGCCGUCAAGCGGAUAUGGGACAGCGGAUCAGAGCUUUCGCACCUGGCCGAUCUCAAGGUUUCGGAUGGCCCACGAUCGGCAGUGCAGCCAAAGGAAAUGUGGAUGCUCUUGCUGGCGCGGUUGUCAUCUCGUGGACGCGAGGACAAGCGCCAGCUCAUUGGCGAGUUUGUCGCCAAGGACUUUGGCAUGAGGUCCAAGUUUGCGACCGUGUGGCUCAACGAGGAGUGGCUGGCCAAGCGACGAGGCGACGAGAACCAGUACGAGGCCGGGCUGAUGGCCAUUCUUACGGCGUACAUCCCGACACUUGAGGCCAAGGACCUGUCUCUCACCCAGUUCCUCCUCGGCCUGCCCGAGCUGCCGCCGGCAGCCAUCGAUGCGCUCGAGCCUCUUUGCGAAGACCACGACCGCAUGAUUGUCGGAUACCGCUCGCUCCGUGAGCUCGCCGAGGCACGACCUCCGCUUCGCGACCGCACCUCUGCGACAUUGCUACAGUUGUGUACGCACACCGACCCCAAGAUCCGUAUCACCGCCAUCACGACUGUGCGACGAUGGGUCCCGAACACUGCCAUGUCCGAGAGGGUCGUGGCCUACGCAUUGGGAGUGCUGCGCCGCUUGACAGAGUACAAGGAGGAGGUGAAGGAGGAAGUGAAGGAAGAGGGAGGAGAGGCAAAGGAGGGUGAGGAGGCAAAGGAGGGCGAGGAGGCUGCUGCGAGCAAGGAGCCAGAGUCGUCGGUCGACGUCAAGAUGGAGGAGGCCGCUCCAGCGACUACAACUGAGGGCGACGACCAGCCAGUGAUCGAGUCCAAGUUCCUCACCACGGUGACAAAGGAGAACAUCUCGCAGUAUGUCGAACUCGCCUUUGCUCUCGCGCGCAGAGAGCAGGGGAUCCUCGACGACAUCUUCCAGCUGUACCCCAAGCUGCCAGCGACUAUCCAGGACAUUGUCGAGGAGAAGCUCACCCCGCUCAUCCGGUCACUUGGUCCGACACAAAAGCUGCUCGAUAUUCUGCGCAACUUCCCCGAGGGUGCCGACAAGCUCGCGCUGCGUGUGGUCACGACGCUGUCUGCAGAGGGAUCAGGCCCGCUCCUGGUUCAUGUUAUCCGUACGCUCAUGUCGGAGCGCGAACUGGACGCGAGAUUCAUCAUCCCGGUCAUUGGCGAGUUGGACAAGGGCGAGAUCGAGAGCCAGAUCCCCCGCAUCGUGUCGCUGUUGGAGCAGCCCGACACGCGCGACGUCGUGCGCACGGCAUUUGCCUCAGCGCUGCAGAAGAUGACGCCGGCGGAUCUGUUGGUGUGCUUGCACCAGGAGGAGGCUGGUUUGAAGCCAACCAUGGAUGCCAUUGGUAUCUGCUUCUCAAUGACGACCGUGUUCCGCUCCGACGUGCUCGCCAAUGCCAUGCAGCGCAUUGUCGACCAGCCGACACCGAUUCCGGUCAUCUUUGUCCGCACAAUCAUCCAGGCGGUGACGACGUACAAGUCUCUCAUUCCAUUCGUCGCCAACAACGUGGUGCCCAAGCUCGUGGCCAAGCGGGUGUGGGAGCAGCCCAAGCUGUGGGACGGCUUUGUGCGACUCUUGCGACCUCUCGGACAAGCGACGUUCAACGCCCUGCUGCAGAUGCCUGUGGAGCGGAUCCACGAAGUGGUCGAAAAGCAGCCGACGCUACGUGCCCCGCUCAAGACUUUCCUCUCCAACAAGCCGGCGGCACGGGCGCAGCUUGCCCAGAUCUUUGGGGAUGCCUAGGGGAGGCGCGACAGGGUCAUAUUGGGGUAGACUGCAUGGCAUGAAUGUUGAC